Molecule: messenger RNA, 108 nt
Organism: Anisakis simplex (herring worm)
Lineage: Eukaryota; Metazoa; Nematoda; Chromadorea; Rhabditida; Anisakidae
Source: the annotation of a GenBank genome assembly
AUGAUCAACAAUUUAUUUCAAUUUCAUGGACCGGCUGUAAAGAAACUUCUCGGAUGGAAACAGGGAGAUGAAGAGGAGAAAUGGGCUGAAAAGGUGCGUUUUGCAUAG